UGACCAAAAUAAACACACAUUUAAAUUUAAAUGUCAUUCACACACUGGAUAAUAAUCAAUAUAUAUUCUUUCAUUAUUUUCAACUCAUUCAUUUGAGAAAAACAUAUCAUACCCACUAAAGAAAAGCAAACAAAUUAUGUCAUAUUCUAUUAUCAAAUUUCUAAUUAAAUCGGAGCACGAGAGUAACCCAACUGGCAAUCCCGGAGCUCCCAUCUCGCCUCUACUCCAUCCCCCGCUCCUCCAUAUAAAGCCCACAAAACCAAACCCCUUUCACCACACAACCAAAGCAAAUUAGAGAAAGGGAGAGGAAGAGAGGUCAGAUCCGCCGGAGGGCAAGUCGAGAGAAAGAGAGAGGGCGGGCAAAGAAAAAGAGAGGAAAGGCAAUUUCUUUUUUGUUGUUUUUGUUUUCGGGGACUCAAAGCUCCAAAAACAGAAACAAUGGGAGGUUGGGCUAUUGCAGUGCACGGUGGCGCUGGGGUGGACCCAAAUCUCCCUCUUCAGCGACAGGAAGAGGCCAAACGCCUCCUCACUCGUUGCCUCAAUCUCGGCAUCUCUGCUCUCCGCUCUAAUCUCCCCGCCAUUGACGUCGUUGAACUCGUUGUUCGGGAACUGGAAAGCGAUCCCCUGUUCAAUUCCGGGCGAGGGUCUGCCCUAACGGAGAAAGGUACGGUGGAGAUGGAAGCCAGCAUCAUGGACGGCACCAAGCGGAGGUGCGGUGCCGUUUCGGGCGUUACCACCGUAAAGAACCCAGUCUCACUCGCCCGCCUCGUCAUGGACAAAUCCCCUCAUUCUUACCUCGCCUUCUCCGGCGCCGAGGACUUUGCCCGGCAACAGGGAGUUCAAAUGGUGGAGAAUGACUACUUCAUCACGGAGGAAAACGUCGGAAUGUUGAAAUUGGCCAAGGAAGCCAACUCCAUCAUGUUCGACUACAGAAUCCCGCUGCCAAGCACCUGCAGCGCUGGAGCAGCAGCAGCAGCAGCACACAACCCAAUCCGCAUGAACGGCCUGCCGAUCAGCGUCUACGCCCCGGAGACCGUGGGCUGCACGGUGGUGGACAGGCAAGGCCGAUGCGCCGCCGCCACGUCAACCGGCGGCCUGAUGAACAAGAAGAUCGGGCGGAGCGGGGACUCGCCGCUGAUCGGUUCGGGCACCUACGCAGGGAAGCUCUGCGGCGUGUCGUGCACAGGGGAAGGCGAGGCCAUCAUCCGAGCCACCCUGGCGCGCGACGUGGCGGCGGUGAUGGAGUACAAGGGGCUCGGCCUCCAAGCCGCCGUGGACUUCGUCAUCAAGGAGCGGCUGGACGAAGGGAAAGCCGGGCUGAUCGCGGUUUCGAACAAGGGCGAAGUGGCGUGUGGGUUCAAUGCCAACGGGAUGUUCAGAGGGUGCGCCACUGAAGAUGGGUUCAUGGAAGUUGGGAUCUGGUAAACUAAAAAUCAAAACUUUGCAACAAAAAAGAUGCAAUCUUUAGGGGUUUUGAUGGAUGGGUCUCUCUGUAACUUAGUAAUCAAUUAGUCUCCCUCUCUUAUGUGUCGCCUUUGAUGAUCUAAAGCGGGCGCGUUAGUUAGCGUGUCAAUAAUGUGGAGGGAGGAAGUUCUCUAUCUCUAUUGUGCUUUGGUUGGAUUGUAAUCUUCUUCAUUGGGUUUCCGAUCAAUUGUGUAUUUCUGCCCCCAAUUUACUGAUGUUAAUACUAAGGCGGUGCAGCCUCUACCUUCAUCUCCGUUGCAAGCUUUCAUGGUCACAACUCUGGAGAUAAUAGUC
Linum trigynum is the source of this 1758-nucleotide messenger RNA. The record is from the annotation of a GenBank genome assembly. NCBI's taxonomy places the organism in Eukaryota, Viridiplantae, Streptophyta, Magnoliopsida, Malpighiales, Linaceae.